GCUUGAGCUUUGCAACAGCUUGUUCCCAUAUAAAGUCUGCCUUUACCUACCUGAACCUGCAUACACUCUUCAACCACUACACUUCAAUUAACCAACCAACCAACAACAAACCAACAACAAUGGAUUACGUCAAAAAGUUCACCGGCGGCAACAACAACCAGAGCCAGGGUCAGACCUCGAACGAGCAGAUUCAGUCAUCUGGCUCUGCUGGAGGACAGCAGCAGCAGAGCAGCGGCGGCUUCCUCAGCGGCAUUGGCGACAAGCUCAACUCAGCUGCCGGGGGUGGUCGCGAGAGCGAGAAGAACGAGGACUACCUUGACAAGGGCGUCGACCUCGUGCAGGAGAAGUUCCUUGGACAAGGUCCUCAAGACAACGAGUCCGCUGUGGAGCAAGCCAAGGACGAGCAGAUCUCCGACUUCAUUCGAGGCCAGUACAAGAGCGCCACUGGCUCAGAUAUCCCUAUCAAGGAUAAGGAGACCAGGCUCGGUUAGUGAUUGGGUUUUCAAGCUCGACACCUCUACAACAUGAAGCAGCCUUCAUGGUCAUGAAGUUAUGAUUAUGAUCGUCACCAACUGACAAAUAAUCAUUCUCAACCUUUCCAUUGUGCCAAUUGUGAUUCCCGCAGUAAGUGCGUGUUGU
Molecule: messenger RNA, 639 nt
Organism: Macroventuria anomochaeta
Lineage: Eukaryota; Fungi; Ascomycota; Dothideomycetes; Pleosporales; Didymellaceae
Exons: 3
Coding region: 120-491 (123 amino acids)
Source: RefSeq, a predicted model, not a curated record